Messenger RNA from Seriola aureovittata, 2014 nucleotides. It is a transcript of the gene itgb1bp1, whose product is annotated as integrin beta 1 binding protein 1. Gene Ontology annotation, cellular component: lamellipodium; cytoskeleton; ruffle. Gene Ontology annotation, biological process: negative regulation of substrate adhesion-dependent cell spreading; negative regulation of focal adhesion assembly. The coding region runs from base 192 to 788 and encodes 198 amino acids. The record is from RefSeq and is a predicted model, not a curated record. The transcript has 7 exons. NCBI's taxonomy places the organism in Eukaryota, Metazoa, Chordata, Actinopteri, Carangiformes, Carangidae. Gene Ontology annotation, molecular function: integrin binding.
GAAUAUUUAGAUGCGUCGCCUUUAAGUGGUGUUGGGUGUAGGCUGUGAAACUCAAAGCGAAGCUGCGGAGUCUAACUACAUAAACACAAAACCGCGUUUGAAGAAAAUUAACUUUUGACGGAACAUUGAGACACACAGUCCAAACAGAUUCGGCGGGGCUGGAGGGCUGGAUGCUGUCGUCAUGGUGAAGGAUGUUCCGGAAAGUCAAAAAGCGCCACAGCAGCAGUAGCUCGCAGAGCAGUGAGAUCAGCACCAAAAGCAAGUCUGUGGACUCCAGUUUGGGAGGCCUCUCCAGAUCGAGCACCGUCGCCAGCCUCGAUACAGACUCCACCAAGAGCUCAGGUAACAGUACAUCUGACACUUGUGCCGAGUUCCGGGUAAGGUAUGUGGGAGCCAUUGAGAAGUUACAGUUUAACAUGAGCAAGACCCUCCAGGAACCUUUGGACCUCAUCAACUAUAUUGAUUCUGCUCAGCAAGACGGAAAGCUGCCCUUCGUGCCUGGAGACGAGGACAUGAUUCUGGGAGUGUCCCAGUACGGCGUCAAAGUGGCCUCGUUGGACCAGUGUGAUGUGCUGCAUCGCCACCCUCUGUACCUGAUAGUGCGUAUGCUGUGUUACGACGAUGGCCUCGGUGCAGGGAAGAACCUCCUUGCUCUCAAAACCACCGAUCCAAAGCAAGAAGAGUGCAGCAUUUGGGUGUACCAGUGCAGCAGCUCUGAGCAGGCUCAGUCCAUCUGCAAAGUGCUGUCGGCUUCCUUUGACUGCGCACUGACAUCAGACAAGUCCUGAGGCCAGCGAGAUGGACGGCAGCUGAGAUCUGUCUAGAGGAGAAGUGAAACAACUGCAAAUGCAACAACAGUUACUAAGAAAACCACCAUAGCUGCCAAAAAAUUGUGACAAUUUCCCUUCUUUUUCCAACUGUUCUUUGCGAUCUUUCACAGAGGUUAAUUGCAGGGCAAAUCCGCCCUGAUUCUCUGUGUUAGUUUGAAGGAAAACAUGAUUCAAGCUUUUGUAAUUACGGCAAAGUGUCGUGUUCGGUACGGUCACCUUCCCACCAUUCUCCAUUUGAGACAGAACUACUGUGAAUUUGUCUGAAUCAUUUCCUCUGGAAUUAGUUUCCUUCACCUCACUUGUUUCUUCAACCUUUUAAAAUAAAGUGAAGAGCAAAGAGUUAAGUUUAGAAAGGAGGGAAACCGUCGCAUGAAAAACAAAAACAACCCUUGGAACACAGUGCACAGCUUUGAGCAGUGUGAUGUAAAUGACUCCUAUUUAAUAUAAAUUAUGGUACAAAAUCAUGAUUUUCCAACCCAUCUCCACCCAGCUGUGUCAGCAUAUGGUGAUUCAUGGAAGACAUUAAUCAGUGGAGAAACAACACGGUACAAACAUUUGAAGACGUAUACAACACAGUCUGGUUCUCUUCAUUGGGAAAUCACUCGGAUCUCUGUUGAGGUUUAGAAAUAUUAUUGUGUGUUUUGUUUUUGAAAAACAGUAUUGGUACAAUAGCAGUGACUGACUGGAAGGUACGGUAUAAAGAGGCUUUAACUUUGUCACUUGAAUGAGACGAGUCUUAGCUUUUUCUUAAUACGUGGGAUUUACCCAUUUUUAAUGACUGUUUUGACUUUUACAUUCUCUUGUUUCAAAUUUCUUUACACUGCAAAUUUCUUGGUACCAAAAACUUGGUUUAUUUUCUGAUUUGUUUACUCCUAGUUUUUAUGUAGUGAUUAAAUAUGCAUUCAUUUCAUUAGAUUCGCUGACACCAGAGGAAUAUCAAUUGGCUGUAAGUAACAUUACAAAGAUUUCUGAGGAAAACAAACAUGUUUACAUUUGUGGUACUAACUUGGCUUCACCUUGUACAUAAUAAUAACCCAGUGUCUCCUCUUUCACCUUGGUCCAGUUAAGAUUCAGUUGAAAAGGUGACAUUAAGGUAAUGAAAGAAUUUGAUCUGGUCCAGUAAAAGAGGGGAAAAGUUUUGUUUUGAUAAGUAUUUUACUGAUUAAAGUGUAAUUUCUCCUUUC